Messenger RNA from Pestalotiopsis fici W106-1, 1992 nucleotides. RefSeq lists its product as uncharacterized. The coding region runs from base 1 to 1992 and encodes 663 amino acids. The record is from RefSeq and is a predicted model, not a curated record. NCBI's taxonomy places the organism in Eukaryota, Fungi, Ascomycota, Sordariomycetes, Amphisphaeriales, Sporocadaceae. The transcript has a single exon.
AUGGAGAGGCAGAACAGCAUCAGCAUGUUUUGGCGCCGUAUUGGGAGUAUGCUUUCAUUGACAGAGGCAAAAAACCUGCCAGUGGAAGUGACGAGAUCUGGAAGUGUGUGCACGCUUAUCACUGUGAUUGCGGAGAACAGUCGGGCAACAUCCCCAAACCAUGAAACGUCUUUCCUCGACAAUGAUGAAGACGACGACGCCAGAGGUUGUCUGAAAGUCAGCCGGAAGGGAGCAUUAGGCGACGUCGACAGCUCGAUUCUCGAUCUUUCAUCGCCAGCACUGUCUAGCGCAACGGCUAAAGGACCUUCGAGUGCUUUGAUUGGAAGGUGCCCUCGCCAACAUAGUAUUCGAUACUCAACCAUUUGGUACAGACUCGACUACGUUCCAGACUUCCUUGUCUGCUCCCGCUGCUAUCAAGAUCAUGUCGAAAAAUCGCAAUUUCCAGACCUCUUUUUACGGUUCCAGUCAGAAACUGGAGUGCCACAUCGAUGCCGCUUCUGGGUGCCUCGUGUAUCCACGAGCAUCUGGCCAGAUACCAAAGACCGAGGUGUUCUCGAAGAGUUGGUAGCAUACGCGAGACUACGUGUCACGAUUCCAGAUACUGUAGAGGCAAUCAGUGACCUCUCCCGUGUGGGUAUUCAAUGGUAUCGUUGCCCUACGGAUGGGUUUCUAUCUUGUCGGGCUUGCUACCAAGAUCAACUUGUCGGCACGAAUUUCGAACAUCGAUUCUUGCCAUACCGCACACGAGAAUCACCAGACGAGUUGUUGCGCUGUAGUUUGUGUCAUCCUGCCGUGCAGAGAGCACUCUCAUAUUAUGCCAAGGACAAUGAUUGGAGACGCUGCCAGCAAGUAAUACGUCACCGGAAUCAGGGCUCACCAUGCAAAGGGCGGUUGAGCGACCUAAACUCUGGCAAGUGGUAUAGCAACGUGCCUGCAGGUCGCAUUUGGAUUUGCGAACAUUGCUACCUGGACCGUAUUCACUUUACCGUCUUCCGCCUUCAUUUUCACUUGAUGCGCAAAAAUGUCCGCCCACUCAUGACUGGUGAUGAUACUGUACGAUGUGCGCUAUCAACAGGACCCGUGUUGAUGGCUCUCGAAGCAAGCCUGGCACGAAACGACUAUGGCGUCUUCCAGCACGCCGUGAAGGAAAUUUCAGACAGCAAGACUUGUGACUCAAAAGGAAUCGACGGAGGCAUUUGGUAUGGUCUGAAAAGCGGCGGCACAGAUUUCCUCAUCUGUCAAGCAUGUCACGCGGGCAUCAUGACCACUUGCGACCUAGACGGAUACUUCCAUGCUGUCAACAGAGCCUCUCAGUCCAAGCAUACCUGCAGUUUUAAUCCGUCGGACCCUCGCUUCUUGCACUUUGUUUCAAAAAUGGGAGAAGCCCUGGACAUUGGCGACUUUGACAUUUUUGUAAAGCUGACUCGACAGCUCUCCGCCCUACCGCCGUGUCCAGGCCGGGAGCCCAUACCGAGCAGCAGCGCUUGGUUAUCUCACGGAAACUGUGUGGUAUGUCCGGAAUGUUACGAUACCACGGUCUCUGGUACACGAUGGGAAAAGCUCUUUAUCCUCGGUGAUUCUGCCGAUACGACCUUGAAGAUAUGCAGUCUUGCCUCUCCGCGAAUGCGUCAUCACUGGUGGGAAGCAUGCCGCCGUCAGAGUCUCAAUGAGUUUUCUGCCUGCGCAGGCACUCGGCUACGACUGUAUACUGAAACAGUUUCAAUGAUCAAGAACAUCAAAAACCGAAAGCUUUCUCUCGUGGAGGUCGCAACAGGUUUAGGCGCUCAUGGGAUCGCUACCCAGAGCCACGCGCAGACGAAUGCUCGAGAAGCAGAGAUACCGUCACUCGUUGUCGACUCAAACCGAAGGGAACAGAUUGCUGAAGGGCAGCGUAUGGUGGACUCGAUGUACCAUGCGAUAGCAGACGCGAAUCGAGAAGAUGAAUGGCGACUGAUUGACGAGUUGGAGGCGAGAUGGGAAGAAGUCGAGUAG